This is a messenger RNA of Humulus lupulus (European hop), 2845 nucleotides long. RefSeq names its product probable disease resistance protein At5g66900. Gene Ontology annotation, biological process: defense response to fungus; cell surface receptor signaling pathway. The record is from RefSeq and is a predicted model, not a curated record. Lineage: Eukaryota; Viridiplantae; Streptophyta; Magnoliopsida; Rosales; Cannabaceae. Bases 169 to 2715 code for a protein of 848 amino acids. Gene Ontology annotation, molecular function: ADP binding. The transcript has 4 exons.
GUACAUUCCAGAACGAGUUGAUAUAUCGAAUAAGUUCUUAUUGUUUGAACUUUGAAUGAGGACUUAGUCAAUGAAGGCUUUUCCUGGUUCACUAUUUUCCUCUUUGGUUUAGUUUAAAUAUUGGGUUGUCUAAGUUCUGACACUUCAAUUCAUAAUAAUAGUUUCGAUAUGGCGGAUUUGUUUCUAGGAGCAGCUAUAGGACCACCCUUUCAAAUACUGUUCGAUUGUUUGAUUAAAAUCCCAAUAGAGAAGGCUCGAAUGUUCAAAGGCACGCUCAUCAAGAUCAAAGAAACAGUCGAAGCUAUGAGCCCUUUUAUUAAGCAGAUAGAAGAGUCGAAUAUGGCUCUAGACAGGCAAUCAUCUGAGAUGAAAGGCUUUGUACUUAAAAUGAUAGAAGGGAAGGAGCUAGUUGAAAAGUGCACCAAGUAUAGUAAGUGGAGGUACAUGCACAAAAGGCCUGGCUACACUACCAAGCUUCAGGAUUUGGACGAGUCCCUUGACCGUUUGCUCAGGAUUUUACCUCUUCUGAUAGCCAGAACUACGAAUGAGACUCAGAUUUUGGUGAGGGAAAUCCAUGCCAGCACUAUUGGAAGAACAGACCAAGGGAAUCAUGGCCUUGUUUCUCGACAGAUUGAGGUAAAGGGCUACUGUCAUGCGCCUGAACCACCAGAUUUUACUGUUGGAUUGAGUGACUCUCUUGAGGACUUAAAGAUGAAUCUUCUGAGAGUUGAUAUGGUGACAGAACCAGUUUUAGUUACUGCUCCACCAGGAUGUGGGAAGACCACUUUGAUUAAAAAGCUAUGCAAUGAUGAUCAGAUCACAGGUACCCUUCUCUUAGCUAGAAUUGUUAUGUUAUUAUAUGUUAAUCCAUCAUUUACUGACAUAGGUUUCAUCUGUUUUGUUGUGUGUGUAGAGAAAUUCAAGAGCAACAUAUUGUUUGUAACAGUAGGAAAGAAUCCCAACUUGGGUCUUAUUGCUCAAGAACUUUAUCAACACAAGGGCUAUUCUGUAUCUACCUUCAAAGAGAACAAAGAUUCAGAACUCAAAUUGGAACAGUUUUUGAGAGAAAUUGGAAAAGAGCCUGUACUGUUGGUUCUUGAUGAUGUUUGGUUUGGAUCAGAGUCCCUUGUUGACAAGUUUGUUUUCCAAAUACCUGAUUACAAGAUUUUGGUGACAUCCCGGUAUCCAUUUCCAAGAUUUGAGCAUCAAUAUGAAAUGAAACCAUUGAGUUAUGAAGAUGCAAAGGCUAUUUUCCGGCAUUAUGCCUCACUUGAAGAUGGAAAUGCAGCCAUUCCAAAUGAUCUAGUAAAAAAGGCAGUGGAUCACUGUAAGAGAGUUCCUAUUGCACUUAAACUGAUUGGAUCAUCACUAAGGGGGCAGCAUCCCAGAAUUUGGCGAAGACAACUGGAGAAAUGGUCCACAGAUGGUUCAUCUAUUCUCAGUUCUGAGAGUGAACUUCUUUCUUGCUUGCAAACCAUCUUAGAUGUCUUGGAUGAAAAGCAUGCUAUUCUCAAGGAAUGUUUCAUGGAUAUUGGUUUGUUUCCUGAACUCAGAAGAAUCCCUGCAACUGCUCUCGUUGAUAUAUUUACAGAAAUGCAUGGAGUAAAAGAAGAUGAUGCCAUUGCUAAUCUUUAUGAGCUCCAAGAUCGAAAUCUUGUAAAUAUUGUUGUCACAAGAAAAGAUGCAGAUGAAGUGGAUGACUACUACAGUGAACACUUUGUUACUCAGCAUGGUAUGCUUAGAGAGCUUGCUAUACACCAAAGCAAGCAGGAUCCACAAGAAAAGAGGAAAAGAUUGAUUGUAGAAAUAGCUGGAAAUAAACUUCCUCAGUGGUGGAAUGAACAAAUAGAGCAGCCUUUCAAUGCCCACUUAGUAGCUUUUUCAACAGAUGAAUCAUUUACAUCAAAUUGGUGCGACAUCAAACUAACUGAAGCAAGAGUUCUAGUUCUGAAUUUUCAAACCAAGACUCAUGCCUUACCAGAGUUUGUGAAAAACAUGAGCAAACUAAAGGUUCUAAUAAUCACAAACUACAGUUUCUUACCAGCUGAAUUAACCAACUUUGAGCUGCUUGAUACCUUGACCAAUCUGACUAGAAUCAGACUAGAGAGCAUAUCGAUUCCCUCCCUGAAAGAAACUCACGUUGUACUGAAGAAACUGCAGAAGUUAUCUGUGUUCAUGUGUGAAUUUGGCCAAGCCUUCACUUCUAUCAAGAUAUCAGAAGUGUUUCCAAAUCUAGAAGAACUAAACAUUGACUAUUGCAAUGAUUUGGUGGAAUUGCCUUCAGGGGUUUGUGAUCUAUUCAAGCUGAAGAAGCUGAGCGUAACACAUUGCCAUGAUCUGUCUUCACUGCCUGAAGAAAUGGGGAACUUGGUCAAUCUGCAAGUGUUGAGGCUAAGAACUUGUAGUGAAUUGGAAAAGUUACCAGACUCCAUUUGCAGCCUAUCCAAGCUAACAUUUCUUGACAUAUCAGACUGCAUCAGCAUUAGGAACUUGCCUGAAAACAUCGGUCAGCUGCGUAGUUUAACAAAUCUAAACAUGAAGAACUGUUGGAGAUUGGUAGAGUUGCCUCCAUCAGUUCUGGACUUUAAACUGCUGAAAGAUGUGGUGUGUGAUGAAGUGCUAAAACAAGUAUGGGAAUUUUAUUUGCCUGCUGAUGCCAAUAUUGAGCUAAGGUUGGCCAAGGAUGAGGUUAACUUACAUUGGCUUGACUCUUGAGAUUGAGAAAGUCAUGAGGUUUGAACUGAGUUUUUUUAAAUAUCUUUGUUUAUUGAAAAGUUUGUUGUGAUGCGAUUCUUAUUCAUCUGAGCAUAUAAUAUAUAAACAUACCAAUAUUUUGUAACCUUAU